AUGGCGACUAAAAUGACGGCCAUACGGCCUGGCUCCAGUGCCAUUCGCUCUUUGUCCAGAAGGAGACCUUCGUGCUCCCGGUCCUUUUCCUCCACUGCUCCGGCAGCGGCUCUGUCGCCUUACCGAAAAUCCCAAAAACCCUCUCCCGAGCAGGCAAGAAGACCGGCGACGACUGCUGCCGCUCAAGCACAAACCACUCGACCCAUCCCCAGUCCCGCCUUCAACAACGACUUCCGCCGAAAUGAGCCCUCACCUUUGGUCAACAGGCAAGUGCCUGAGCUCGACGACUCGUUUGUCGGGCUCAGCGGCGGAGAAAUCUUCCACGAAAUGAUGCUGCGACAGGGUGUCAAGCACAUCUUUGGCUACCCGGGCGGCGCCAUCCUUCCAGUUUUCGAUGCCAUUUACAACUCAAAACACUUUGAUUUUAUUCUGCCCAAGCACGAACAAGGUGCGGGGCACAUGGCAGAGGGCUAUGCCAGAGCGUCCGGGAAACCUGGCGUCGUCCUUGUGACUUCCGGCCCCGGCGCAACAAACGUCGUAACCCCAAUGCAAGAUGCGCUCUCCGAUGGGACACCCAUGGUCGUAUUCUGCGGCCAGGUCCCCACCACCGCGAUUGGCACGGAUGCUUUUCAAGAAGCUGAUGUGGUUGGCAUCUCAAGAGCAUGCACAAAGUGGAAUGUUAUGGUCAAGAAUGUGGCUGAGCUGCCCAAGAGAAUAAAAGAAGCCUUUGAAAUCGCAACUUCGGGCCGACCAGGUCCCGUCCUCGUCGAUCUGCCCAAGGAUGUCACAGCGGGAAUCUUGCGGAGACCCAUCCCGAUGCAGUCAACCCUGCCCUCACAUCCUUCAGCCGCCACCCUAGCUGCCAGAGAGCUCUCUCGGAAACAGUUGGAGGACACCAUCGCCCGUGCGGCCGACCUUAUCAAUAUUGCAAAGAAGCCACUGAUCUAUGCGGGUCAGGGCAUCUUGGGCGCUCCCGAGGGUCCGAAGCUCCUCAAAGAAUUGGCCGACAAGGCCUGUAUCCCCGUCACGACGACUUUACAAGGUCUCGGCGGAUUCGACGAGCUUGAUCCCAAAUCUUUACAUAUGCUCGGUAUGCACGGCGCGGCCUAUGCCAACAUGGCGAUGCAAGAGGCCGACCUCAUCAUCGCCCUGGGAGCUCGCUUUGACGACCGAGUCACCCUCAACGUCGCCAAAUUCGCCCCGGAAGCGAAGAAGGCCGCGGCCGAGAAACGAGGAGGUAUUGUGCACUUUGAAAUCAUGCCCAAGAACAUCAACAAGGUUGUGCAAGCGACUGAAGCUGUCGAGGGCGAUGUGACGACCAAUCUGGGCGAACUUGUCCCCAAAGUCAAGGCGGUCCAAGAUCGGCCUGAAUGGUUUGCACAGAUCAACGACUGGAAAAAGCGAUUCCCAUUGAAUAGCUACGAAAAGGAGACGCCUGAUGGCCUGAUCAAGCCGCAAACCUUGAUCGAGAAGCUCUCAGACCUGACCGCUCCCAGGAAAGAGAAGACGAUUAUCGCCACCGGUGUCGGCCAACAUCAAAUGUGGGCCGCUCAGCACUUCCGCUGGCGGUAUCCCCGGACCAUGAUCACCUCAGGAGGCCUUGGCACGAUGGGUUACGGCCUCCCGGCUGCCAUUGGCGCGAAAGUUGCACGGCCAGACGCCCUUGUUGUGGACAUUGACGGUGACGCCUCUUUCAAUAUGACCUUGACCGAACUCAGCACGGCCAGUCAGUUCCAGAUCGGCGUCAAGAUUAUCGUCUUGAAUAACGAGGAACAAGGCAUGGUCACGCAAUGGCAGAGUCUCUUUUAUGAAGACAGAUUCGCCCAUACACACCAGAAGAACCCCGAUUUUGUGAAGCUCUCGGAGGCCAUGGGCGUGCCGGCACGGAGAUGUUUGAAGCCCGCUGAUGUGGAAGAGAGUUUACGGUGGUUGAUCGAGGGUAGUGGAGAGGGCCCAGCGCUCCUAGAGGUUAUCACAGACAAGAAGGUGCCGGUGCUGCCGAUGGUGCCGGCAGGCAAGGCAUUGCAUGAGUUCUUGGUGUAUGAUGAAGCGAAAGAAAAGGAGCGGAGAGCGGUGAUGAAGCAACGGUCGGGACAUUAA
Messenger RNA from Cladophialophora psammophila CBS 110553, 2100 nucleotides. RefSeq names its product acetolactate synthase I/II/III large subunit. The transcript is spliced from 3 exons. The coding region runs from base 1 to 2100 and encodes 699 amino acids. Gene Ontology annotation, biological process: L-valine biosynthetic process. NCBI's taxonomy places the organism in Eukaryota, Fungi, Ascomycota, Eurotiomycetes, Chaetothyriales, Herpotrichiellaceae. The record is from RefSeq and is a predicted model, not a curated record. Gene Ontology annotation, cellular component: mitochondrion; acetolactate synthase complex. Gene Ontology annotation, molecular function: thiamine pyrophosphate binding; flavin adenine dinucleotide binding; acetolactate synthase activity.